AUGUCGGCGGACGAGCUACGGCUGGAGCUGGACGACCUGCGGCGGCUGGAGGGUCUAGCCAAGCACCCCCGCGUCCAGACCCUCCUCGUCAACGAGAUCCGCAACGUUGAGGCAAAGUUGGCGAAGGCAACCGAACCGUCGCCGGAGCCACUGGCGGCGGCUUCCGCGCCCGCGCCCGCGCCCGCGCCCGCGGCGCGUCCUGUUUUAAGCUACGUCACGUUGGGGUCGUUCAGCUGGGACCAGGACAACGAGAAGAUCAAGAUAUAUGUUUCCCUUGAGGGAGUUGAGCAAGAGAAGGUGGAGACUACUUUCAAGCCAACAUCAGUAGAUGUAAAGUUUCAUGAUGUCAAAGGCAAGAAUUAUCGGUGUGCUAUACCAAAGCUCAACAAGGAAAUUGUUCCUGAGAAAUGUAAGGUUGUGGUGAAGCCAACAAAGGUUAUUGUUACCCUUUUCAAGGCUUCUAAAGGCAACUGGUUAGACUUGCACUUCAAGGAAGAUAAGUUCAAGCCAAGCAUGGACAAGGAAAAGGACCCGAUGUCAGGAAUUAUGGACUUAAUGAAGAACAUGUAUGAGGAAGGCGACGAGGAUAUGAAACGCACAAUAGCCAAAGCUUGGUCUGAUGCCAGGUCUGGGAAGACGACUGAUUCGCUGAGCGGAUUACGUUGA
Molecule: messenger RNA, 666 nt
Organism: Miscanthus lutarioriparius
Lineage: Eukaryota; Viridiplantae; Streptophyta; Magnoliopsida; Poales; Poaceae
Source: the annotation of a GenBank genome assembly